AUGAUUGCAUGCGUGUCAGAUAUGCAGCAAGUGGGAAAUGUGGAUCCUGGACCGACGGUUGGUACACAGUUGACGCGGCAGCCGGUUCAUCGAUCCACGCUGCUUUGGGAGACGCCAGCCGGUCAGGUAGUGCCAGGCGUGCUAAACUGCAGACGCCGAAGUUGCAAGUUACCCGAGCAUGGGCUUGACCCACGGAUUGCUCGGUACAUAAAUGAGGCGGGUUUUGAAGGGUUAUUCAAGGUUCCAAACUUGGAAGUGGAUCAUGCGUUGAUCACAGCACUAGUUGAGCGUUGGCGUCCGGAGACGCACACAUUCCACCUACCGCAUGGAGAGAUGAGCAUCACCUUACAAGAUAUUGAGGUGAUGCUAGGGGUUCCUGUUGAUGGGUUGCCAAUUACUGGGGCUGUGAAGAUGGAGUGGCCUACGUUGUGUCUUGAGUUAUUGGGUCAUCGUCCACCAGACCCGAUACCGCAUCCCCAUGAGAACACCUCUAUCCUUGCUGGGGCGAGGCUCAGAUUCACGUGGCUGGAUGCACUAUUUAGUGGUCCCCUAGCUGCGGAUGCUACUGAUGAGGUAGUGCAGCAACAUGCGCGCUAUCACAUACUCGAUCGGUUGGGGACGAUUUUGUUUAUGGAUAAGUCGGCAGACCGGGUGUCGGUGCUGCCUCUACAGUUCCUAAACCCAAUCAGCAACGCGAAGAGGUACAGUUGGGGUAGUGGGGCAUUAGCCUGGUUGUAUAGGCACUUAUGCAAGGCAUCGGAGUCGAAGGCGAAGCAGAUUGGAGGAGCAGUGAUGUUGGUGCAGCUGUGGGCGUAUUCGAGGUUCCCACUGAUAUGCCCUGUUAUGAGGUUGCCACUACCGCCAGUGGAGGCAGGUCCCUUUGCCAAUCGAUAUACUCAACAAAUUAGUCAGGUCGACCAUAUGAACUCUUUUUUGCUGGUUGUUUGGGAGCCCUACAGCGAUGUCCUAGGGUUGUUGCCCCCAUAUUGCACUGCCGGCCGACAAAUAUGGAGGGCCGAUGUGCCAUUGAUCUAUUUUUGGAUAGUAGAGGAUCAUCAUCCCGAACGUGUCUUUCGUCAAUUCGGGAUGAAGCAAGUGGCACCGGAUAUUGUAGAUACGUCCGUUCAUCUCCACAAAAUCUCCCUCCAAGGUAAACUAGAUAAGGAUUGGGUGCAAGAGCAUGCUGUCUACAUUGACCGAUGGGCCCAUAGAGAGGAACAUAUUGCUGACGCACCGGCAUUGGAUGGGGACACGACAUACCUUGCUGCUUACAUGGAGUCGUACCGAAAGACGACGAGACGGUACAUUACACGCGACUCGGCGUAUUGGGAAAUCAUGGUUGAGUCCACUGUGGAAUUACUAUUGCAAUGCGAACCAAACUCCGCAGUGUACAAUCACCUGAAGAGGACGCUGGACCUUGUCGGAGAGAUGAGCCGAGGGGCAUUGGAGAAUGCGCGUGCCACGGUGACUGAGGCGAGCACACAGGCUACAGGCCGUGGUGGGGGAGGUCGUGGGUCUAGAGGGCGUGGACGCAGUGGAGGUCGUGCAUACAGUGGAGGUCGUGGAGGUGGUCACGAGGAUGACGAUGUCUUCGGUAACUUCCAACUCUAA
Messenger RNA from Quercus lobata, 1611 nucleotides. RefSeq names its product serine/threonine-protein phosphatase 7 long form homolog. Gene Ontology annotation, biological process: meristem maintenance; meristem development. The coding region runs from base 1 to 1611 and encodes 536 amino acids. Lineage: Eukaryota; Viridiplantae; Streptophyta; Magnoliopsida; Fagales; Fagaceae. The transcript is spliced from 5 exons. The record is from RefSeq and is a predicted model, not a curated record.